UUCCAGGAGGUGUUGUCCCGGGUAUGUGAUAAUUCCAGGAGGUGUUGUCCCGGGUAUGUGAUAAUUCCAGGAGGUGUUACCCCAGGCAAUUUCAGUAAGAACAUGUUAUCCCUGAAUGAUAAAGGAGAAGAUGAAGAUAUGAUGGAGCGCUCCUCAGGAGAAGACCUCCUUACCCCUAAUGUCCAUCCAGAUCUAUCCUAUAAUAAUACACCUGAUCAUGAGGAACCUUCUCCUGACCAACCACACAUUGUUACCACAAGGACAGAUCAGGAACAUGGGAAAGGUUUAUAUUGUGAUGAAUGUGGAAAACAGUUUACAAACAGAUCAGAUCUUGUUACACAUAGAAAAAGUCACACAAGAAAGAAGCUGUAUGUGUGUUCAGAGUGUGGGCAACGCUGUAUAACACAAUCGCAUCUUAUUAUACAUGAGAGAAUUCACACUGGAGAGAAGCCAUAUUCAUGUUCAGAAUGUGGGAAAUGCUUUACGCGUAAUUCAGAUUGUGUUUUACAUGAGAGAACUCACACUGGAGAGAAGCCAUAUUCAUGUUCACAAUGUAGAGAAUGUUUUAUAAGUAAAUCAGAUCUUGUCAGGCAUGAGAGAAAUCACACAGGAGAAUAUCCAUAUUCAUGUGCAGAAUGUGGUAAAUAUUUUAUACGGAAAUCACAUCUUGUUAAACAUGAGAGAACUCACACAGGAGUGAGGCCAUAUUCAUGUUUAGAAUGUGGGAAAUGUUUUACAAGCAAUUCAAAUCUUGUUAAACACGAGAGAACUCACACUGGAGAGAAGCCAUAUUCAUGUUCAGAAUGUGGGAAAUGUUUUACAAGUAAAUCAGAUCUUGUUUUACAUGAAAGAAUUCACACAGGAGAGAAGCCGUAUUCAUGUUCAGAAUGUGGGAAAUGUUUUACAAGGAAAUCAGAUCUUGUUAGACAUGAGAGAAGUCACACAGGAGUGAGGCCAUACCAGUGUUCAGAAUGUGGGAAAUGUUUUACAAGUAAUUCAAAUCUUGUUAUACAUAAGAGAAUUCACACAGGAGUAAAGCCAUUUUCAUGUUUAGAGUGUGGGAGAUGUUUUCUACAUAAAUCACAGCUUUCUAGACAUGAGAAAAUUCACACAGGAGAGAGGCCGUAUUCAUGUUCAGAAUGUGGGAAAUGUUUUAUACAGAAAUCACAACUUUCUGGACAUGAGAGAUGUCACACAGGAGACAGAAAUGCAAAAUAAUCUUAAAAAUAUGAUAAUAUAGAGACUGGAAUUAUGAGAACUCGUGAUGUUUCUAAAUUCUGAUGUGAGAAUUAACCCUCGAAUAAACUUCAUAAUGGAACCUAAGCAGAAGCUAAAGCCAACAUCAUCUCUUGGUCAUCAGCACCUGGGGUCAUGUGACCUUUGUAGGUAAAUAACGGUAAUGAGAAGUAAUAUGUAAUGCUAUUGUGUAUCAUUUAGUAGUGACUUGUAGCUCUACACUACAGUAUGAUUGGAUGAUUUCUAUGGAUGAUAAUGAUAAUAAAAUUAACAUUUUCGAGAAUACAAACCGGAAGCGCGCGCAGUCCUCGUACAGAUCAAAUCAUCAAACCGCGGUAGACAAGGCAAAUAAGGUCUGAAUACUGGAAAUACCAUAUUUGAGGACGGGUUCCACCUUGUGAAUUGCGCCGCCAGUAAACAUCACUUUCCAUCACUCGCUUAUGUCUCAAUGAAUUAUCUUAUUUAAAGAGUA
Hyla sarda is the source of this 1708-nucleotide messenger RNA. RefSeq names its product gastrula zinc finger protein XlCGF17.1-like. NCBI's taxonomy places the organism in Eukaryota, Metazoa, Chordata, Amphibia, Anura, Hylidae. Bases 103 to 1218 code for a protein of 371 amino acids. The transcript is spliced from 2 exons. The record is from RefSeq and is a predicted model, not a curated record.